Messenger RNA from Penicillium cataractarum, 237 nucleotides. RefSeq lists its product as uncharacterized. Lineage: Eukaryota; Fungi; Ascomycota; Eurotiomycetes; Eurotiales; Aspergillaceae. The transcript has a single exon. Gene Ontology annotation, molecular function: succinate-semialdehyde dehydrogenase (NAD+) activity. The record is from RefSeq and is a predicted model, not a curated record. The coding region runs from base 1 to 237 and encodes 78 amino acids.
AUGGCUAACGAGACCGAGUCCAGGCUCGCAGGUUACUUCUUUUCAAAGGACCUCCGCGCAAUCUGGGAUGUUGCGAGACGACUUGAAGUUAGGAUGGUUGGCUUUAAUACUGCUAAUAUCAGAGCGGCUGAAGCGCCAUUUUGCGGUAUCAAGGAGUCUAGAGUCGGCAAGGAACGAAGCAAAUAUGACUUGGCUGAGUUCCAAAUCAUCAAGAACCUCACACUUGGUGGAAUGUAG